UGUUUAGACACCUUUCAGACAUCUUGCAUUUUUCAGUCUGAAAGAACGAAUUUAUAAAAUACCGUUGACUUCAUCGGGCCAAGCGAACCCGAAAUAACAGGGCCUUUAUUGUUGAUAUUCGUGACUUAUUUGUAUUUCGACCGAAUGCAUGUGAGGCUAUAGGUGGCUGAACCGAGAGCUCGCGUGCCAAACCACUGAGCGGAUUGUCUCUCCCGGGGCUCUCGAGCCGUAUUGUGCGUCAUUUUCAUAGCUGCAUCUUGUUUUUCUAUCGAGGCAACAUGGCAACUCCCGCCGCGGUCAAUCCAUCGGAGAUGGGCAGUGAGUUGCCGGGGCCCGUUACUAUGCCGGGGGCGGUGGUGGGGGCAGGCCAAGUGAGGAUGGGCGGAGCCAUGCCGGGCCGCGGGGGCAAGAGGAGAUCCGGAGGGAUGGACUUUGAUGACGAGGAUGGGGAAGGACCAAGUAAAUUUUCAAGGUAUGAUGAUGAUGAUCAGAUACCUGGUGAUGAUAAGGAGAGAUAUGCCAGAGAGAACCACAGCGAGAUAGAGCGGCGUCGCCGUAACAAGAUGACCCAGUACAUAACGGAGCUGUCGGACAUGGUGCCCACCUGCAGCGCUCUGGCCCGCAAGCCAGACAAACUGACUAUCCUCCGCAUGGCCGUGUCCCACAUGAAGUCCAUGAGAGGGACCGGGAACACGUCCACUGACGGGGCGUACAAGCCCUCCUUCCUGACCGAACAGCAGGGUCUACAAACCCUCCUCCUCAGCAAACAGGAGUUGAAGCACCUCAUCCUGGAGGCGGCCGACGGCUUCCUGUUUGUGGUCGCCGCGGAGACGGGCCGCGUGAUCUACGUGUCUGACUCGGUGACACCGGUGCUCAACCACCCGCAGUCGGAGUGGUUUGGCAGCACGCUGUAUGAACAGGUGCAUCCUGACGAUGUGGACAAGUUGCGGGAACAGCUCAGCACCUCAGAGAAUUCCAUGACAGGGCGUAUCCUGGACCUGAAGACAGGAACAGUGAAGAAAGAGGGGCAACAGUCGUCUAUGAGGAUGUGCAUGGGCUCCAGACGAUCCUUCAUCUGCAGAAUGAGAUGUGGCAGCACCCCACUGGACCACAUCUCUCUCAACCGACUGUCCAACAUGAGGAAGAGAUACAGGAACGGUCUGGGACCCUCGAAGGAGGGAGAGGAUCAGUACUCUGUGGUGCACUGUACCGGCUACAUCAAAGCAUGGCCCCCAGCAGGUAUGACCAUACCAGAAGAAGACACAGAGGCAGGACAGACCAGUAAAUACUGCCUUGUAGCCAUCGGAAGACUGCAGGUGACCAGUUCUCCCGUUUCCAUGGAUAUGAACGGCCUGACGGUUCCCACAGAGUUCCUGUCGCGCCACAACUCCGACGGCAUCAUCACUUUCGUGGACCCGCGGUGCAUCAACGUGAUUGGAUACCAGCCUCAGGAUCUGCUGGGGAAAGACAUCCUGGAGUUCUGUCACCCAGAGGACCAGAGUCACCUGAGAGAGAGCUUUCAACAGGUGGUAAAGUUGAAAGGCCAGGUGUUGUCUGUAAUGUACAGGUUUCGUAUGAAGAACAGAGAGUGGAUGUUAAUCCGCACCAGCUCCUUCACCUUCCAGAACCCCUACUCCGAUGAGAUCGAGUACAUCAUCUGUACCAACACCAACGUCAAGCAGCUCCAACAGCAGCAGCAGGCAGAGCUGGAGGUCCAUCAGAGAGACGGCCUGACAGCCUACGACCUGUCUCAGGUGCCCGUUCCCAGUGUGGGAGGAGGGGUUCACGAGGCGGGCAAGAACACUGACAAGACGGACACCAUGUUCUCACAGGAGAGAGACCCACGCUUUGCUGACAUGUACUCCGGCAUCUCUGGCUCUGGUGAGAAGAAAAUGAUGGUUCCUUCGUCUACAGCGGGAGGUCAGCAGCUCUACUCCCAGAACUCUCCCUUCCAGCCCGGACACUCUGCCAAGAGCUUCAGCUCCUCAGUGAUCCAUGUCCCGGGGGUGAACGAUAUCCAGCCGUCGGGAUCGUCCAAUCAGAACCUAGCUCAGAUCUCCAGACAGCUCAACCCAGGACAGGUGGCCUGGACUGGCAACAGACCCCCGUUCUCUGGCCAGUCCACUAAGGCCCAGUCCAGUCCGUUUGGGAUAGGCUCUGGCCACAGUUACCAAGGAGACCCAUCUUCCUAUAGCCCCCUGUCCUCCCCUGCCACCUCAUCGCCCAGCGGCAAUGCCUACUCUGGACUGGCCAACCGGAGCACGGCGUUCGAUGUGUCAGGAGAGGGCAGUCAGAGUGGGGGUCAGUUCCAGGGUCGGCCUAGUGAGGUCUGGUCCCAAUGGCAGAACCAGCACCAUGGCCAACAGGGAGGAGAGCCACACUCUCACCCCAACCCCUCCCAGACAGAGGUGUUCCAGGACAUGUUGCCGAUGGCAGGAGACCCAACACAAGGAACAGCCAACUACAACAUUGAAGACUUUGCUGAUCUGGGCAUGUUCCCUCCCUUCUCCGAGUAGAACCAUUUAACGUUCUAUCAAUGGAACACUGCUCUGUUCUUCCACUAGAACCCUCUGAUAGAGGAAAAGGAAUAGAACACAAUGUGCUGGUUCCUUCAUGGCUCCCCAACCUCACACACACACUUUAUCACACAGUGAAUGUCCAGAUGCACCCUCUCAUAAACACACACACACUCUGACACAUACCUGUUUCCUUUACGAGAAGAGAGUUGGUUCUAUAGAAGACUGGUACAUUGCUAGUGGUGUACUGACCUUUUCCUUUGUAAUAAUGUCUUCUUCAUUCACUUAAAUGAUGCCUGUUCUUUUAACAAAGGCUUGUGAAUUUAAAGGUGCAAUCUGUAACUUUCAUUUCCCCUAGUGGCAUCUUGAAGUACUACAAAAUAUGCCAAGAAGCAGUAAAAAAAUACAAAGCCUAGAAAAUUCACCUGUGCAGACCCCCUUUCGUUUGCAAACAAUUGCAGAGGCAGGCAGCACUUUGGGGGGGAAACAAAAAUGACAGAUUGCACCUUUUAAGCUGCCAAUAUCCACUUUGCACUCCACUCUGCCAAACUGCUCCAGGCCAAGAGACACUCACCACGCUGAUCAAUGUUGGUACCAUCGAUACAUAUUAUCAUACAGUAUGUCACUGCUGCUCCUCCCUCAGUAUUACAUUAAGCUUUAUGCUGUAAAUUAUACCUAUAUGUAGUGAUGUUCAUAACACCUAGAUAAAACCUACGAAAGUCUAGAAGGAUUCUGUGUAGAAAAAAUACAAAUAAAGAUUCCACUCACCGGCAAAAGUCGCUAAGCUACAAUGCUUAAGUGCACUUCAUCGAAGCUAACCGCUAAAACUCACCAGCUUGCUAAAAGGGAAAAAACCGCCAUACCGCCAAAGCAACGCAGUACAGUAUAUAUACUAGUUUAGUGUAUCCUUGUGGCUCUCGCUGCUCUACUUUAUAACUUUAUUAUAUUAUUCUCUUUUCUGAUUAUUAACAGAGACUGAAUUCUACUUUAUAGCGAGGGAACUUUUACAUGAUAGAUUGUGUACCGUGUCUCUGGUUAAUGACUGAUGGGACAGAAUGAUAGAUUGUGUACCGUGUCUCUGGUUAAUGACUGAUGGGACAGAAUCUACAACUGGAAUCCUUUUGCUAAAAAAAAAUCUAAAAAUGUAUGUUUUUGUAAAUAAUGUGAUUUUUAUGUUGACUCGUUACUUUUACACAGUAUACGUUGUUUUUUGUGUAGGUUUAUGUAGGUGUCAUCAAUGUGUGCAAUGUGAGUACAUAUUUAACUAUCGGUAUUUAGUUUAGUCUUAAUUGUACAUUGAGUUUAAGGAACCUGUAUAAAAGUGUGUAAAUGUUACCCAUUAUUUUUGUUUAACACAUUUUUGUGCUCGUGAAAAUAAAUGUUUAUUGGUUACGUGGCUUCUAAUCAAA
Molecule: messenger RNA, 3925 nt
Organism: Oncorhynchus tshawytscha (Chinook salmon)
Lineage: Eukaryota; Metazoa; Chordata; Actinopteri; Salmoniformes; Salmonidae
Gene: arnt2
Product: aryl-hydrocarbon receptor nuclear translocator 2
Exons: 21
Coding region: 279-2516 (745 amino acids)
Biological process (GO): regulation of transcription by RNA polymerase II
Cellular component (GO): aryl hydrocarbon receptor complex; transcription regulator complex; cytoplasm
Molecular function (GO): protein dimerization activity; DNA-binding transcription factor activity, RNA polymerase II-specific; RNA polymerase II cis-regulatory region sequence-specific DNA binding
Source: RefSeq, a predicted model, not a curated record